Molecule: messenger RNA, 7575 nt
Organism: Helicoverpa armigera (cotton bollworm)
Lineage: Eukaryota; Metazoa; Arthropoda; Insecta; Lepidoptera; Noctuidae
Product: probable sodium/potassium/calcium exchanger CG1090
Exons: 16
Coding region: 373-2415 (680 amino acids)
Biological process (GO): calcium ion transmembrane transport; intracellular calcium ion homeostasis
Cellular component (GO): plasma membrane
Molecular function (GO): calcium, potassium:sodium antiporter activity; calcium channel activity
Source: RefSeq, a predicted model, not a curated record
CUCGGGGGCGCCACUGAGCAUGGUUGUAUUAAACCUCCGCGGAGCCUACACCACAACGGAAUCACAGUAAAAAAUUGAAAAUCGAACGAAAAAAAAAACCCUCUCAAUUCCCGCCUUCGAUUUUUGAUUCAAACUUUUUUUUUAACAAAAGUGCGUUCCGUUUUACCUCAGUGAUUUUUUUUGUAAUUUUAAAAUUAAUCUGAGUAUUUUUUAUUGGUAUUAGCGUAAGAUGUGCGUUUUAUGAGUGUAACAGUCGACGGCGAGGGACGUUUUGGCCGUGUCGUGUAUUACGUAACUGUUCCGGGGAAAAUCGAUACCCUGGGCGUAUAAAUAGCGGCGUGAGGUUGACACAGCUGGCCAGUCGCCAGCAUCAUGCAGCCUUCGAGGAUGAGAAGACCCCGCCGGCACCGAUGGCUGACCGUAUCGGUCUUCUUCAUCGCGUACUCGGUCUUCCAAGCAGUAUACAGCCCGUCGAACGCUUCGGAACCUAUCAACAAGGCUGAAGAGGUUGUUUUCGGACCCUCGGAGAAACCUGAAGUUACGCCUAAACAGGGGACUACUAUUGAAGACAAGCCGAUAUCUGCCGCGCCGAGUACACCAGCCACGAAUAAGGACAAAGUGGACGAGGCACCUCCGGAGGGCGGCAAGAAAGGCAUGAAAGGCCUCGAGGAAGAUGACGAACCGGAUAAGAAGGGACAGAAGGAUGCCGGAUAUGUUGAGGACAGCGAAACGGAUGAGAUGAGAGAAGAGGAAAGGUCUAACUGGAAAUCGAACCCAACCGUCAAACCUUUACGUGUCAACUGUUCACCACCUGCUAUUGAACAGUUCCCAAAACCCCUGAUGGGUCAGAACGCUCGCAAGCACGGCGGUCUGAUCGUGCACAUCCUGGUAGCAGUGUUCACAUUCAUCGGGCUGGCCAUCGUCUGUGAUGAGUACUUCGUCUCCAGUCUUGAUAGGAUCUGUGAAGAGUUGAAGUUGGCCCCUGACGUGGCGGGCGCUACGUUCAUGGCGGCCGGCAGCUCGGCGCCUGAACUCGCUACUGUCGUCAUUGGAGUCUUCUGUGCACAGGAUGAUAUUGGAGUAUCAGGAGUAAUCGGGUCGGCAGUAUUCAACAUAAUGUUCGUGAUCUCGGUCUGCGCCCUGUGCGCCGGCACGGUGUCGCACCUCAACUGGUGGCCGCUGUGUCGUGACUGCUUUUUCUAUGCCAUCUCUAUACUCGUCAUGCUGUGUACGAUUGCUAAUUCUAUUGUUUCUUGGCCAGAAGCCCUAUUCAUGUUGAUAAUGUAUGGCGUCUACUGCGUCGCGUUACGAUUCAACACCGCACUCGAGCGCUGGGCCAUGACGCUGCCGCUGCCAUUCAAACUACCCACUAGGGAAGAACAAGCUGCUUUGGUUACAUACAGGAGUGCGGGUGGUCAGCCUCCCGCGCCGGCUGCGGGAGACAGCACUUAUGCGCAAAUGGACGGACAGACCAAGGAAACGCCACUACAGGAUUCACCGUACAACCCGGACGGCGCGUACGACAACGCGGCGUACAACGCGGAGCCCACGCCCGCCUGGGACCCCAACCACGAGUGGGACCCCAACCGAGCCUGGGACGAUACUAUGCAAGCCCCAAUCUACAACGCUCAGAUGGUAGGGCAGCAGCAGCAACAACAACAACAGCAACAGUCGGCAACAGGCCAGCAACAGCAGCAGCAACAGCCACAGGAUCAACAACAACAACCCGUACAGCCGGCUGCACCAGCUUACUACAAAGCUAAGGAGUACAACCCUGAGACUGCUGUCGAUCCUCUCGUCAAACCCAUCGGGGCCAAUCACUUCCAACUAGCGUGGUGGUACCUAGUGUUCCCGAUCCACUGGUCGUGCCGCCACACGAUGCCCGACUGCCGCGGCCGCUGGUACCCCGUCACCUUCAUCAUCAGCAUGCUGUGGAUCUCCUUCUACUCCUACUUCAUGGUCUGGAUGAUUACUAUCAUUGGCUACACGCUGGGCAUCCCGGACACGGUGAUGGGGCUGACGUUCGUGGCGGCCGGCGUGUCCGUGCCCGACGCGCUCUCCUCGCUCGCCGUCAUCAAGGAGGGUUAUGGAGACAUGGCGGUAUCGAACGCAGUGGGCUCCAAUGUGUUUGACAUCCUGGUGUGCCUCGGCCUGCCCUGGUUCAUUCAGACCGCCAUCAUCCACCCGGGGUCACAUGUCAACGUUUAUCAUAAAGGAUUGAUCUACUCAACGCUGUCUCUAUUCUCCACCGUGAUCUUCCUGGUGGUGGCCACCCACGCAAACGGCUGGAAGCUGGACCGCAAGUACGGAGCAGUACUGAUGAUAUGGUACAUACUCUUCAUCACUCUCGCCAGUCUCUACGAGCUCAACGUCUUCGGAUACUACACGCAUCCCGAUUGUGUCUCUAGCUAUUAAAUUAUUUCAACUGGCAACAUUCUCUUUUGACGUUUCUUUUUGGCGCGCUUGUCAACUGUCAAAUGACAAAUGUGACUGGUGACGUUUGUGUUUUGACAGUUGAUAGGAUAAUGUGGAUACGGGUUUUGUGUUUAAAAUGCACUUACAUUUUUUCCUGUUUGUAAAGAUUAAGCCAUUUUAUUAACAUUAUAAUAAGUUCAAAGAUUAAGUUUUAGUUGAUUUGUGUUAAGGAUUUGUAGAUAUUUGUAUUUAUUAGUAGGGUAGUAAGGUUUGUAUUUAUUAGUGACUGUAUUUAUUAUUUUCUUUAUACGUUCUUCAAUCUCAAAUAAACGGCCGGCCUAUGUUUAAUGAAUUAAACAUAUUAUUUUACUAUACACAUACUAGUUAAGUUUUGUAAAAACGCUAUUGUCUUAUGAUUAAAGAGCAUCGAUGUUAGUUUCAGUACUUUGUAAACGAAAUAAUUAUAUUACUCUUUAGGACUUAAUUGGUCUUAAGUAAAAUGGUCACCGACUUUCACAAUAGAAAUGCUAGAAUUGAUUUUUCGAUAAUAUUAAGCGGUUUCAUAGUUUGAACGUCUGUUUCCGUUAAGGCAUGCUUCAAUUGAUAGAAUGAGUGCGUUUUUUUGUAAAAUGCUUUUGUUAUCAGAAAUGUUUGUCAGUAAUUUUACCGAAAUAUUGUCUUAAAAUCAAAAUUUUUGUGGUAAAAUUACUCUCGAAUGUGCGCUAUUUCAUAAUGUAAAGGUUUUAAAUAGUUUCUUUUUUGUAAAUAGCUUUGUGAGGCACUGGUGUUGCUUGCGCACAAAUUGCUGUUUUCUACCAUUGCAUUUGUGAAAUUUUCAUUUCUCUGUGUUUGUAAUAUUGGCUAAGCAAAAUAGGAAAGGUUGAAAUAAAUAACAACUAUCUCGUUAGCAAGUUUAUUAAACAAUGCAAAGUGGCGAUUAUGAUCCUACGCUAAGAUUUGAAGUUAAGAACUUAACGCAAAUCCAUGCAUACUCUUACUAUAACUUAUUAUUUAUAUCUAUGGCGUAUUGUCUGUGUAAAUGUGACGAAGCAAGAAAGAAUUAUUCGCUUUAAUGUAUAAAUAUCUUAUGAAUAUUUGCAUAGUUUUAGACAAAUUACAUUUUGGAACGUAUCUAGUCGCGUAUUGUAAUGUCUACUAUAAAUAAGAUAUUUUUGUUUGUGAUAUUAUUUUUAAAACCAAAAUGACUUAGUCACUUUCUGAAUAAUGUAUAUUUAGUCUAAAUCAUUAGUUAGUUUGAAUAUAAUUUUGUAUAGUAGAUUUUUAUCACAAAACAUCGAUGUUUGACGAAUUACUACAAUAGUUAUGUGAGAAAGUUUAAUUUUUUAUUGAAUUUUGUACUUUUACUACAGCGAUUCAUAAUAGUGGCAGGAAGUAGAUAAUUUUGUGUAAAUAGUUUUUACUCGAACUAGUUUCUAUCCCCCGAUCUUCCACACGAUAUCUUUAUAUUUUAAUUCCCAUAUUUACCCUAUUUAUUUUAUAAACAGUAUUUUGUAUAGGGUUCCUAAAUAGUAAAUGCCUAAAUUAAUAUAUCCAAAUUAUACUAAAUGUACGUAACUCGACAAUUAUAUUAAUAUAACAUAUUUGUUAGCUUAAAGCCUUACCCUCGUUAGGUAGUAUCAAAAUGUAUGAUCCGCUGAAAUCUCCCAUCUUCCAAAGAUCUGUUCCAUUUCCCAUCUUCCAUGAUGAUUAAAAUACCUCAGCAUCUUCUUCUUCCUUUGAAACUAAAUCACUAUAUCCCAUUCCAACUCUGUGAUCUCUUUAGCGAUAAUACUUAAAAUUAAUAUGUGUCUAUAUUAAGAAGAUUAGCUGUUUUUAUUAGUUAAGAACUUUUUGCACCACUCGAAGGUGUUAACUGAAAGGAUGCAUGCCUAUUGAGGCAGGAAACAGAAAAAAAAACUUACUUAAAACUUUGCUAGACAUUCCAAAGUAAAAAAAAAAACAACCCACAGCGCGUGUAGUUUUAGAAAAAUAACAGUUUUUAUACUUACAACAUCGGCUGAUACGUCAGUCAGUAAUCCCUAAGUAAAAUGCGUUCACAUUAGAAUAAGGAAUAACUUAAUCACUUUAGCUUAAGUUAGACCAAAAAGAGCCUUAACAUCGCUCAAAGUAUCACUCGCGACGUAUAUUUAACGCAUUUAGUCUGUAAUUAUGUCCCAACAGUAUUAGCAAAGCUGGAGAAUAGGAAUUGUGAAUGAACAAAUGAUUGAAAAUCAUUUUAUUCCAGCAAAAUCCCUUACUGACUAAAUAUUAGUCGGACACAAUUCCUCGAAUAUGUGUACAGAUUCUUCUCACAUAUUGAGAUACUGCCUCAGAUAUAAUAAUAAAAAAAAAACGGACAUCUGAUCAUAAUUCUGCAAUGACUGCAAUAUUCUCUAGUUGGAUGAAGGCGUAUCCCUAUUUAGAUCAACGUACCGCCGAUACGUCAAAACUAAAACGUGGUAACCAAAUAUCAAGAAAAUGUUUUAUAAUACUAGGCACACAAGUAGGUACAUUAAAUAAAUUAAAAACAUAAAUUCACAUACAUGUACCAACCUAGUCAUCGUCAAUUAAAUACUUCGUUGUCUAACAUGUAUUGGCAAAUAUUCUUUCGACAAUAAUCGCUAUUGGCUUCACUUAAUAUUCGAUGUGUUGCUAUUGUUAAAAUAAGAGGGCUGUAUUAUGCAUCGCUUCUGACUUUGAUGCCGAUAAAAUCAUUGGUGGAGUUCCUAAAUUGAAGGAAUAGCAUGCAAACAUUUAAAAGAAAGCAUUUACCGAUUACGUGAAUUUCCUAUUCGUUGCGCUACAAGUAGAUCUCUCCUUGUAUGCAAUAUUUCCUAUUUUGCAUUCUUAUACUAUUGGCAAACUUGUAUAAAUCAAAUAAAUAAAUAAAUUAAACAAAAACAGUUCUAAAUUUAUAAAAAAUACGCAUCAAUUAUAAAUGUCAAUUUGAUGUUGAAUUCAAUUAAAUAGCUAUUAAGUAUAAGUAAUUGUAUAACUAUUUCCAAUUUCCAUCUGUGUUUUACAUUUUGGAGAAUUGGUAGAUAAACGAAUGUAAUGCUACGUGCUAAUAUUUAAAAGCCUAUCUAAGUUUGUAUACUUAGAUUACCUAAACCUAUUCUCAUUAAAUACCUAUUUAUGAUAAAAAAGGCAACGCCUAGAAAGUAAUCGUUUAAACGUAAAAAUAAACGUUAUAUUUAAAAGACCUAAAAUGUAAAUAGUAGUGGACCAUCAUAGAACAUGUAUUUUUAAACUAUUUAUAAUAAUAUAAUGCUGCCGUAUAAUUUCUUUCUGUUUUAUAGCUAAUUAUAUCAUGUUUAUGUAGUUGCAGAAGCUUUAUUCAUAUCAGUAAUUUAGGUACGUAGUUUGGCAAGGUAAGCUUGUACACUUUAGUCUUGAAAUGAUAAUUUUGCAAUAUAGGUACACCGUUGUUUACAAAAUACAUGAAAGUACAGUAUGCAUUUUGAAGAAUGGCAAAGUUUUGGGAAUCGAAAUUACAAGAUUGUUGUGAUAGCUGAAAAUCCUGUAUAUAGCCUGUAAUAAUAAAAGUGAGAAGAACAGCAAAGAUAUUGCGAGACUAUUAGUAAAUCGUGAAUAGCAUCACCACCGAAGCGUAGAAAAAUGACGAGGAUUUGAAAUACAUUCUGCACCAAGUAAAAUCUGUAAUGGUGAAGCAUGAUAUCGAUGCACAUCGCAGCUAAAUUGAUGAAUUUGUAGCAAUCAAUAGAAAUUAGACCCAAAUACAAUUUGCUAAAAGUUAGAAUGGUAACAUAAAAAGUAAUUAAAAUAGCACUGAUAAUGAUAAAGUAAACAGUAGCAUAGCAACGUAAUAAUGCUAGAUCGACACAGCAAGACUUACAUGGGUCCUAGGCUCUAGCUAGCGUUAAAAUUAAGAUCACAAGGCUUUGAGAUGGCAUCCCUGUUAGUUGCUAAUCAAUUGCUGUUAAGACAAUCAACGUAAUUGUAUGUACUUAAUUUUUUUUUCUAAAGUAUUGAGAGUCUUGAACGCUUUUAUAAAAAAAAAACAAUUUGUGAAACAUACCACUUAUUAAAAGGAACAUGAAUACUGAGUUUGUUCUCACUCUCAAGAAUGGAAGAAACGCAACAGCAAUUGAUUAGCAAUUAAAGUUCAAUAUUAAACUAUUGACGCAAAAUAGUUCACUCUACAUGUAGGUAGUAAAAUGCUAAAUCACAAGUCAUUUCGCAAUUGUUUCUAUAAGUGACUAUUUCAUAUUUUAAGUUAGUUACCAGGUUUUGAAAGUGAGUUGCAGAUUCAUUGGAGAAAACUAUCUCACGCGCUAUGGACUUCAUAAUUUUUCAUCAGCGUGCAACUUUAUGCUAGAGUGAACUAUUUCAUAAAAUUUUAAGGUUUUAUAUCAAUGUAAUUUUCACACAACGCGUAAUUUUACCAGUAAUGUCAUCGUUCGAUAACUACCCAUAGUAUAUGUAGAUCACCUUGCUAGGAAGUUUAUACUCGUAGUCUAUCAUAGCCUUUUCACCUGUUAAUGUAUUCAAAAGAGAUUUUAUUAUUUUGAAAUGUCAAAAUCUUAACAACUUGAAAGGUCCAUGCGUGCUCUGUAGUCUAGCUAUGUGUGGUUCAGAUUAUAACUUGGAUGAUUCUAAUACUUAAUUACAUUUGUGCUCCUCAAAAGUAGCCUUACUUAAAUAGAUAAGGCACGAUCUCUUCACGUACAUAGUAUAUUUUAAUGGGUGUGAACCUAUUUAUUACAAUUCACAAGGUCCACAUAAAAUGUAACUUUUGGUGUCUAUAUUCCUUUGUCAUUUUAAGAUAAUCUAGAAGUAGUUUGCAUCUGCAAGAUUUUUUUGACGCUCGGUGUGACCAAGUAAUCUAGUGUAACCACUUUAGGUAAUUUUUCAUUUUAACAAUAGCUCAUAACGUACCUGUUUUAAUAAUUAAGUUGCAUUUACCUAUAAUCGUGUAUGUUUUCUAUGAUGCAAAUGAAUCUUUUUUAGUGUUACUAUCAGUAUUAGAUACCUACGUACCUAUCCUCGUUAUGCUGUUUAAAUCGGUGUUUUUCUCGAAUGUUACGACUUAGAAUAGGUGUUCUGUACAUAGCCAGUGACGGCUAAUAACAAUUAUGUGAAAAUUUAUUGUUAAUUACUGUAAGUUAUAUGACAAUGUUGAAUAAAGUGUAAAAUGUA